This is a messenger RNA of Cladophialophora immunda, 3048 nucleotides long. RefSeq lists its product as uncharacterized. Lineage: Eukaryota; Fungi; Ascomycota; Eurotiomycetes; Chaetothyriales; Herpotrichiellaceae. The coding region runs from base 709 to 2595 and encodes 628 amino acids. The transcript is spliced from 3 exons. The record is from RefSeq and is a predicted model, not a curated record. Gene Ontology annotation, molecular function: zinc ion binding; DNA-binding transcription factor activity, RNA polymerase II-specific. Gene Ontology annotation, biological process: regulation of DNA-templated transcription.
GCCAGAUACUGAGACUUUUCCUGUGCUUUUUCGCUCUUUUCGCCAUCAUUGACCUCCUGGACGCCAUAAUUUGAUCUGGAGGGUAUUUGUGACUCGUUCGGAAUAAAUCACUUCCUACACCGUACACAGAACACAGUGCGAAAGCCACGUUCUUGUGGUACGAGUACGUACUGGCGUCUGUUGGACCGGGGGUGGGCCUCGUUUCACACGCCCGUUGACUAUUGCAGUAUCCCAAGCCUCAGUCCGCACCUUGAACUUCCUUUCUUCCCUGGACCUCUCACCUCCCCCAUUAUUCCCUCUGAUUUCCCUUCAUCCACCGCUUUGGGCGCCAUUUGUGUGCCGACCAGAGAGGUUCAUCAGCUAUCUUUUCUCUUGUGCACUCUGUCGCCUACCAGAUUCCACUGUCACCGCUACGACAUCUCAAGCGCAGCCACCAUGCUCUAGCCCUCGACCAUGUCUUGACGGUAGAGCCGGAUGCUGUUGCAAUUGCCGUUGCGCAUCUUUUCUGCCAUCUCUUCUUGGUCUUAGGAUCAUCGCAAGUGCUCACACUCUUCAUCUGAAGUCUUGAUCUGUUUGCCACUCUCGAUCGAAGACCCAGCCGGAUAUCCUCCCUAAAGCCUCCUUUGCUCGAAGUGAACCCUGGAUGAGUCCUCCUGCGCCGACAGAGGUAUAAGAAGACAGUCACAUAUAUCAAAGCUAUUCCUGAAGAUGCAGGUCUCUAGCCUACUCUCCGCCGAGGAACACAAGAUGUCCAAGACAAGGAUGCCUCCUGCCAAGUCCAUCUCCUUCGAGCUCCUGCUGGACGAGGGCUCCAAAACCAGGGCAAGAAUUCCACUGCGGGUAGUGCUCAAUAGGCAUGACAGCACAGAGUCCAUCAUUACCACAGUCAAAAACUUCUAUGGCAUAUACGAUGGGAAUGGAGUUAGCUUCGAAGAUGCCUGGGGCAAUACUCUGAUUGCCUCAUUCGAAAACCUCGCCCAUAACUCUACCGUCUAUGUGCGCAUUGUGCCGGUUCCGCAGGCAGCUUCCAAUGUAUACCCACAUGGCUUACACACGGGCGAGAGCGGCUAUGAACCUAGACGUCGACCCAGUUUGGGCGAACCCUUUCAGAUGUUGCCACCUCACAUGCGCGAACAAUCCCACUCGCCAUCCAGGCCUGCGUCGAGAGUUGCUCGUAAGCGGAGCAUUUCUCCAACCCAAGGUAGAGGUCGUCGAAGUGCGUCGCAGCAGAAAGGGACUUCUUAUUCAGCUGCCAGUCGAGGAUCAAGCGCCACUGGAAGCUACCAUGAUGAGAACGGCUACAGCGACAGUGAGGCCGGGCGCAGCUCGGUCUCAGGAUCCAAGAGAGCUAGAAGCGAACAAUUUGCCAGCUCCGACAUCAGCACUGCUAACGUCCUCCAAGAUGGUCGACGUGGACAGCCCAUCUUUGACAGUUCGACCCUUCCUCUUUUUGUCCCUCCUCAGGUCCCAGUGACUGCAUCCCAAUCGUCCAUAUCACCUCAGCGACGUUCCCUCCCCCAGGAAGGCCCUUCGCCGUUACACCCUGCAAGUCAGAAGAUCUACGGACUGCAAAAUGUCCCAAUACUCUCUCCGCAAAGCUUUGGACCCAGCCCCCAUGGGUUUGGUGGCGGCGAUCGAGGAGCUGGCGCCGAUGCGGCAACACCUAUGCACCAGCAUGGUCACCGGCUGCGUGAUAGAUCUAGCAUGCAGCAAGCCCAUGGCGGGAGACAAGGAUAUAGUGGGAAUGGCGUCCUUCCGACACCGGACCCCACCGUCGCUAGUUGCAUUUCAGAUGAAGACGUGGCCCGCACACUGAUUGCCUUGGGCGACGCUUCCAACUACUCUCAUGGGCGUACCUCCAAUUCGACCAUGGACGAGACUUUCAGCGGUGUUGCCGAUGCAGCUUCCUCAACUGGUGCUACGAGCGAUAGCGACGAAUACAGCGAUGCCGAAGGUGGCCUUCCCAAGCACAGGAAGUAUCUUGACGACGAGGAUGAGGAAUAUGCUCAAGACAGCGCAAAAGGUGAACACGAGGAAUACGACGGUCAGCCCAAGACCAAGAAGAUCAGGACCAAGAUGCACGAUGGCCCGUCUAACGGAUAUCGACCCAAGUCGUCUGGGUUGAUGAAGCAUGGUAAAUCGUCCAAAGCUAGAUCCAACACUCUGCCAAAAAUUGCCAAACAUUCGACACAGCCUGGCCUCAUGAAGGCGCCGUCCGCACCGGCCUCUGCCGGACAGGUCAGGAAGACGUCUGGCUCAAGCCUCAACUUCCAGCACCAACUCGCUGCGGAUGAGGAAGACCUAUCGUCGAAGCCUCGAUGUCAGCGAUGCCGGAAGAGCAAGAAAGGCUGCGAUCGCCAACGGCCUUGCGGGCGAUGCAAAGAUGCCGGUAUUGGAAUUGAAGGUUGCAUCAGCGAAGACGAAGGAAACGGCCGGAAAGGGCGAUAUGGCCGGCACAUGGGAGUUCCGGUCAAGAAAGUCGCCGAGGACCUUCUCCUGGAAGAGUCUGACUCGAUCAUGGAUGCGGCGAACAUGUCAGCUGACGCCAUCGGGGUCCAUGGUAGUCCCGACAAGAACAAGAAGAGAAAGAGGUGAGCAAUAGCUACAAAGGGUGGCUCAGGUUGUGUCAAUGAAAGAGCCAAGGAAAGUUUUCAUCAAAGCCGAACAAGAACAAACGAACCAGAGGUACCAGGGAAUAGACUGGGAAUUCGGGGGUGAGAAAAAAUUGGAUCCAAGAAGGCCGCGAGGCCGUUGUGUGACGAGAUUGACGGACUGGCAAUGACGCGGCGAGUUGUUUUGGUCGUUUUGUAUUCGUGACUGUCAAAUGCCCCUUGACUCGACGGAGAGUUGAGCGAUGGUCGUGUUGAACAAACUGCAUCCGCUUUCCUUUUGUGUUGUCUUGUUGGUGGACGAAAUGGGCGCAUCUUUGUGAUCUAUUUUUUUUGAUGCAAGGAGACUAUCAGUUAACUGCCGGGCUCGGAAGAGCGUAUGAAUGUACGAAAUGAGAAGGGUCCUAUAUUUUGAAUGCUAUCAGGAAAUUUGACCGCC